AGUUGGCAACAGUGCUGCUCCCGUUUCCUGGCGGAGAAGAUGGCGGCUCCUGGUCCAGGGGAGUAUUUCAGCGUCGGGAGCCGUGUCUCCUGCAUCACCUGCCUGGGCCAGCGCCUACAGGGAGAGGUCGUCGCUUUUGACUACCCUUCCAAGAUGCUGACUUUGAAAUGUGCCCCGUCCAGCGGUAAACCCAAUCUCAGCGACGUGGUGCUUGUUAACUUGGCCUACGUGUCUGAUGUGGACGUCAUCAGUGACCGCGCUGAAACUCCUCCCCCUUUAGCAGCUCUCAAUUUUAACAAGCUUGUGAAUAGAGCACGGGCGGAAAAGGAAGAGAAGUUGUUGCAAGCUUAUGCAGUUAGUGCUGGGGUAUCUGUAGAGGGCCAACAGCUGUUCCAGGCCAUUCAUAAAACCAUCAAAGACUGCAAAUGGCAAGAGAAAAAUAUCAUGGUGAUGGAUGAUGUGGUCAUCAGUCCGCCGUACCAAGUGGACAACUGUAAAGGCAAAGAGGGCAGCGCUUUAAGCCACGUGCGGAAAAUAGUCGAGAAACAUUUUCGAGAUCUGGAGAGCCAGAAAUCAGUGCAGCAUUCACAGCAAGCUCAACAAACACAGAAAGACUCUGCUUUAUCAUCAUGAGCCCAGGCUCAGAAAGAGGAAACAUUAUGCUGACAAAGGAAGUGUUGUUUGGUUUAAAUUAAUAUUUUCUGAUGCUUUUUCUUUUUUUUGUUCUAACCAGUCACCAUAUAAAGGUUGAGAUAGCUGAUACUCAGCAUUUUGAGCAGGGAUGAUGGUCCUACAUAUCUGAAGAGGAAAAACUGCUUCCACUGACAAAAGAGAGGGCAAAAAUAGUGUGCCGUCUUAGGAAAUCAUUUCAUAUAGACAACGUUUGACUUCCCUUCCAACGUCACUCCCCUGAAUCCCAUUCUGUUUUUUUCCUCCUGUCAUCAAAUAACACACUUGUUCAUUUCAUCUUGCUUGGAUAGCAACAAAGAAAUCACAUGUUCUCCUCCAAUCCAUGAUCUUCCUUUCUACCACCACAAAAUGUGGCACUAAGUGUGUGAGGGUAGAACAAAAACUAUUUUCCUAACUUCUAAAGCCUUUCAGAUUGGAUAAAUGCAGUUUGACUUCCUUAGCGCUCAUGCAGGGUUUAGUUUUUAGUUUUAGAUUUAGAUUGACUGAGAGCUGAAGGUGGAGUAAGGGGAAAUUGAAUUGCACUUAGCAUCUACCCAACAUCUCAUUUUCCAAAACACUAUAUAUAUAUAUAUA
Messenger RNA from Carassius auratus (goldfish), 1263 nucleotides. Its product is annotated as protein LSM12 homolog B. Bases 40 to 633 code for a protein of 197 amino acids. Lineage: Eukaryota; Metazoa; Chordata; Actinopteri; Cypriniformes; Cyprinidae. The record is from RefSeq and is a predicted model, not a curated record. The transcript has 5 exons. Gene Ontology annotation, molecular function: RNA binding.